Messenger RNA from Spodoptera litura, 1586 nucleotides. Its product is annotated as carbonyl reductase [NADPH] 3. The record is from RefSeq and is a predicted model, not a curated record. Lineage: Eukaryota; Metazoa; Arthropoda; Insecta; Lepidoptera; Noctuidae. Gene Ontology annotation, molecular function: carbonyl reductase (NADPH) activity.
AAAAGGCCUCCUAAGAAGUGUAACAAUAUCAGAUUUUAGUUUUAGGUAUCGUUAUUCUUCCAAAAAUAUGUAUUGUAUUGUUCGUUUUCUUAGUUGCAAUGAGGCUUCUCUCUAAAUAUUUCUUUGAUAGGUAUUUCGACUGGAUUGUGGCGAUGAUCGUGAGACCACAAUGAAAUGGUUAUUUUUAAAUGUAAUAUUACACUUUUAAUUCAAAAUUGGGGGCAAACAGAUGAAACAGAGGCACAUAUUAAAUGUAUCACUCAUUUUUCACCUGAUCUUUUAUCAUUACCAAAAUCAACAUUACAUUCAUACGUUUAUAUAGGUAGGUACACACAAAAGUUAAUAUCUCUCAGUUAUCAUAAUUAACUGGCGUUUACUCAGUUUUUAGUGGUUGAAGAUAAAUCUAGUGUCAUUUGUUAUUAAGUACUAGACUAGUUCCGUGAAAUACUUAGGAUGUCUUUGUGAUACUGUAUAAAAAGUCAAGUCUUGUAAAAUAAUGAUGUUCAGCGUUCAGUCAUAUGUAACUGUUACACGACAAUGUCGGUGAACAAGGUAGCAGUUGUUACUGGAGCAAAUAAAGGACUUGGAUUUUGCAUUGUCAAAAAACUUUGUGAGAAAUAUUCCGGGAAGGUUUACUUAACUUCAAGAGAUGAGCAAAGAGGAGGAAAAGCGUGUGAUGAAUUGAAUAAAUUAGGACUGAAUCCAUUCUUUCAUCAAUUAGACGUCAGUGAUAAGAAAAGCGUAAACAAUUUCGUGAAACACAUUCGUGAGGAAAAUGAAGAAGUUGAAAUAUUGAUUAACAAUGCUGGAAUUCUAUUUUUGAAAGACGCGCCGGAACCAAAGAGUUUUCAAGCUGAACAAACUAUUUUUGUAAACUUCACCGCAUUGGUCGAUUUCACGGAAGCCAUCCUGCCAUUUAUGAAAAAUGGCGGGAGAAUUGUGAAUAUUAGCAGUUCUUCUGGCCACUUGUGUAGAGUACCUUCCGGAGACAUAAGGAGCAAAUUUCAGUCAGAAAUGUUAACUUUAGAGGAAUUGAAGACUUUGGUCAGUAGUUAUGUUGAGGAUGUCAAACAGGAUGAAGAAAUCAAUAAAGGAUGGGGUGACUCUCCAUACGUAGUUUCAAAAGUUGCAGUCAAUGCUUACACUUUUAUGUUACAGCGUAGAUUAGCUCCAAAAGGUAUAACUGUGAACUGCGUUCAUCCAGGAUAUGUGAUGUCUGACAUGACGCGCGGUGGCGGGUCAAUCACCCCGGACGACGCGGCCAACGUGCCAGUGCGACUGGCCUUGACACCGUGGGGCGCCGGCCUAUAUGUCUGGCACAACGGUACCGUAGUGCCAUGGGACGGGCCAGACCCUCGCGGUUAUAUUGAUGGAAGAAAAGUAUAGUCAACAUUUCGUAUGAAAAUACUUUCUCUAUAUUUACUGUACAGUUCAAGACACCUGUGGAUGCGUCGCUAUUAAAAAUGUUAGAGUGUCUUAUUUUUAUCGAACACCUGUUACUUGCCAUUAUUUUUAUCCAAUGCAUCUCUUCAGUGCCUUGUUUGUGAUAAAAGAUAAGGAUUGUCAUUAAAAGAAUGAAUGUAUAA